This is a messenger RNA of Chaetomium globosum CBS 148.51, 960 nucleotides long. RefSeq lists its product as uncharacterized. The record is from RefSeq and is a predicted model, not a curated record. Bases 1 to 960 code for a protein of 319 amino acids. The transcript is spliced from 5 exons. NCBI's taxonomy places the organism in Eukaryota, Fungi, Ascomycota, Sordariomycetes, Sordariales, Chaetomiaceae.
AUGUCGUCGCACACCCAACGCCCCACUGAUCCCCCUCCGGCUGCCGCCCCGAAGAAGACUCGCAAAGCGGCUGACCCUAAGGUUACUCAAACCAAAACCGCAGCCAGCGCCGGAGCCAGCACCGAAAAGGCUCAAGCUAGCAAGGACAAGGCUAGCAAAACAGCCAAACCGAAAGCUAACACCGCAAGCAAGGAAGGCACAAGUUGUGUCUUCCUUUACGGCACACUGAUGAUGCCCGAGGUCUUCUACAAGACCAUAUACGGAACCACGGACCCCCCCGAGGCGACCCGCAAACUCCAUCCCUUCCAACCCGCCAUGCUCGACGGCUACCAGCGUUUCCGCGUCAUGGACGUUGUCUACCCGGGCAUCAUCCCGACCAAGGGCCGCAAGGUCUACGGCACUCUCGUGUCGGGGCUCACCAAGGCCCACAUCCAGAAGCUGGACAAAUAUGAGGGUGACCAGUACGACCGCAGGUCCGUCACCGUGAACUUGGUCAAGAGGCUCGGAGGCGGGAACCUCGCCGACGCCGGCAAGGCCGUGGCCGACGUCUACAUCUUCAAGUUCCCGCAGGAGCUCGACGCGAUGGAUUGGGAUCCGGUGGAGUUCCGCCCAAGUAAAGGGGGUAAGAGAGGGCAGGGAAAGGGCAGAGAGUACAGCAACCACACAAUGAAAAGGAGUGCUACCUGUAUUUACAUGGUGGGCACCGUUGACUCGAAGAUGGGAGAGAACUGGAAUUCGGAUACGACGGGACUUUUACUCUGUUCUACACGGCAUCAAUCCCACGACUGCACGGCUCGCGAGGAGAGUCCUCGACUGGCUGAUGGACUCCGGGAAGCUGCCGAUGUACAACUUAGCCAGGAGGCUCGAGCUGGAAGCGGCGGCCUGAAGCGCCCCCGUUCGGAGGCCAGGAGGCCUCCUCUCUUUGUAUACGCAGACUCACCAGAACGCAUCGUUCCUUGA